UUGAACAAAUUUAAUCAGAACACAACUAAAAAAGCUCUGCUUUUAUAACGGGAUCUCUCCUGGAAGAAACACUGGGAAUGCUGCCUCCGCAUACUUUUUUCUCAAUUCUCCUCUGACCGUUUCCCAUACUUCCGUAUAUAUAUUAUCUACUGAAGAACGAGGAGGGUGAAGAGAUGGCUAUAGCGGCCCCUGGUCAGCUUAACCUGAACGAGUCUCCUGCUUGGGGAUCUAGAAGUGUCAAUUGCUUCGAGAAAUUGGAACAAAUUGGCGAGGGCACUUAUGGUCAAGUUUACAUGGCCAGAGAAAUAAAAACAGGUGAAAUUGUAGCAUUGAAGAAAAUACGAAUGGACAAUGAGAGAGAAGGGUUCCCCAUCACUGCCAUACGAGAAAUCAAAAUUCUAAAGAAGCUGCACCAUGAGAAUGUAAUUAAGUUGAAAGAGAUUGUGACAUCUCCAGGUCCCGAGAAGGAUGAACAGGGGAGGCCAGAUGGUAACAAGUAUAAAGGUGGCAUCUACAUGGUUUUUGAAUACAUGGACCAUGAUUUGACAGGUCUUGCUGAUCGUCCUGGAAUGAGAUUUUCAGUUCCCCAGAUUAAGUGCUAUAUGAGGCAGCUCCUGACCGGUCUUCACUACUGUCAUGUAAAUCAAGUACUUCAUCGUGAUAUCAAAGGCUCUAAUCUUCUAAUAGACAAUGAGGGUAAUCUGAAACUUGCAGAUUUCGGGCUUGCGCGGUCGUUUUCACAUGAACACAAUGCGAAUCUCACAAAUCGUGUUAUUACUUUAUGGUAUAGACCUCCGGAGUUGCUGCUUGGGACAACAAAGUAUGGUCCAGCAGUUGAUAUGUGGUCUGUUGGAUGUAUUUUUGCUGAACUUCUACAUGGGAAACCAAUUUUCCCUGGAAAAGAUGAGCCGGAGCAAUUGAAUAAGAUUUUUGAACUGUGUGGAGCCCCAGAUGAGGUCAAUUGGCCUGGGGUUUCAAAGAUGCCAUGGUAUAACAACUUCAAGCCAACAAGGCCAAUGAAGAGACGUGUCAGGGAGGUUUUUAGGAAUUUUGAUCGUCAUGCUUUGGAGUUGUUGGAGAGAAUGCUAACUCUAGAUCCUGUUCAGAGAAUAUCUGCCAAGGAUGCACUAGAUGCAGAGUAUUUCUGGACUGAUCCUUUACCUUGUGACCCCAAGAGUUUACCCAAAUACGAAUCAUCACAUGAGUUCCAGACAAAGAAGAAGCGCCAGCAGCAAAGACAGCAUGAGGAAAAUGCGAAAAGGCAGAAACUACAACAUCCUCAACAACAUGCACGUCUUCCUCCCAUUCAGAGUGGGCAAGCACAUCUCCAGAUGCGUCCAGGACCAAACCAGCCGGUGCAUGGUUCUCAGCCACCAGUUGCUGCAGGGCCUAGCCACCACUAUGCAAAGCCUCGUGGACCUGCUGGAGGUCCUGGCCGAUAUCCCCCAAGAGGAACCAGUGGGGGAUACAACCACCCAAAUCGUGGAGGUCAAGGAGCCGCUGGAGGUUAUAGCACCGGAACAUAUCCCCCACAAGGAAGAGGUCAAGCUUAUGGUUCAAGUGGCGUGCCUGGUGCUGGACCACGGGGUGCAGGGGGUAGCGGAUAUGGAGUUGGUGCCCCAAAUUAUCCUCGAGGGGGUCCAUAUGCUGGUUCUGGUGCUGGUCGUGGCUCAAACAUGAUGGGCGGUAAUCGUAGUAAUCAACAGUAUGGUUGGCAACAGUAAAGUAUAAUUUGAUCCUCAUGUGUAAUAAUACUUGGAAGUUAAUGCCAAAAAAGGCUUCGAUUUAAUUAUUGGUGAGAUUAGUAGAUAAGUUUAUGCAUUUCAUGUCAAGAUUUGCCAAAAAAUUUAGCGACAAGUGUGUUAUAUUAUGCAUUUCAUGUAACAUUAUUUUGCAUAAAAGCUUCUUAAACCUUCAAUCAGUUUGAAGAUAUGCUAGGCAGGAGUAGCACAAUUAUUCUUAAUG
Molecule: messenger RNA, 1965 nt
Organism: Pistacia vera
Lineage: Eukaryota; Viridiplantae; Streptophyta; Magnoliopsida; Sapindales; Anacardiaceae
Product: cyclin-dependent kinase C-2-like
Exons: 13
Coding region: 174-1724 (516 amino acids)
Biological process (GO): protein phosphorylation; positive regulation of transcription elongation by RNA polymerase II
Cellular component (GO): cyclin-dependent protein kinase holoenzyme complex; nucleus
Molecular function (GO): cyclin-dependent protein serine/threonine kinase activity; RNA polymerase II CTD heptapeptide repeat kinase activity; ATP binding
Source: RefSeq, a predicted model, not a curated record